Molecule: messenger RNA, 4131 nt
Organism: Chroicocephalus ridibundus (black-headed gull)
Lineage: Eukaryota; Metazoa; Chordata; Aves; Charadriiformes; Laridae
Product: von Willebrand factor A domain-containing protein 5A-like
Exons: 19
Coding region: 341-2800 (819 amino acids)
Source: RefSeq, a predicted model, not a curated record
GACGCAAUGAUCAGCCCUCCUCCUCCUCCAAGAGCGCCUGUGAACAUCCUUUCCUGCUGCAGCUGACAGGUUUGAGUCCUGGGGCCAUUCCCGUGUCUGCUCAUUGCUCCUGCUGCAGGCUGCGGUUCCACGGUGCAAUUAUCACUCAGGCCCAAACGCAUCCCGUGCCUUGUGUCUCAGACUUUGACACAUCGUUGCGCCCACCUUCCCUGUGCUCCAAUCUGAUUUAAGUACCGCCACCCCACUGAACCGAUAGGCAUUUUUGACACCUGCAAUUCCCAUCCGACGCCUGUCUCCUACUAAUCUGCUACCAGAAGCUGUCUUCAACUAAAGAGUUAAGAUGAGGAAAAGUGGCAUCCUGAGCAAAAGGUAUAUGUAUAGAGGCUUAUUCCAGAGGGGAAUAUGGUUCUUUUCUUCCUAUUCUGAAAUGGAGCUGGAAAGUGUGACAGUAAAUGUAACCAUCCAGGACUUUGUGGCUGAUGUGGUGUCUGAGCUGUUUUUCCGCAAUACGCACCAAGUCCCUAAGGAGACCAUGUUCGUAUUUCCUGUGGACUCUGAUACUGUUGUACACACCUUCUACGCUACCAUGGGGGACACUCGCAUUGAAGCAAUGCUCUGGGAGAAGGAGGAGGCCCAGCAGCUGUGCAAAGCCACUUCAGGCAUGGAGAAUUUAGGAUACCUGCAGAACCAGUGGGAUCUUUGGGGUCCUGUGUUCGCUUGUUUCUUGGGGACCCUGCCUCCUAACAGCGAAGUGACCAUCAGCCUGUGCUAUGUCCAGGAGCUGCCAAUGCAGCCUGAUGGAGCUGCUCAGUUUUGCUGGCCACACGAGCUCUUCCCCCGGACAAACUACAUUAGAUGGCAUUCUUCUGAGGAGGAGACAGAAUCUGAAAACCUGCACUUCAGCAUCUGUCUGAAUUCAGCCCGUGGUGUGUCCCAUAUAGCCAUUAACAGCAGCUACACUCCUCUGCAAUACACGACUCCAGAUCAAACAUCUGCUGUGGUAUCCUUGAAAUGUCCACCCUGGAUGCAGGCUGAUCUGAACGUGCUGGUGUAUUACAGAGGGUCUCACACACUCAGCGCAGUGGUGGAGAGGAGAGAUCCCAAAGCCCCACCUGGCUCUCUGCUGGGAGACCCUGUGGUGAUGGUGACACUGAUGCCCAGUAUUCCUGAGGUCGAGCCCAGUCCAGGCCAUCUGGGGGAAUUUCUCUUUCUCAUGGACUGCAGCCUCUUCCAGGAUGCACAGAACACCCUGCUCUUCCUCCUCAAGAGUUUGCCUCUGGGCUGUUACUUCAACAUCUACAGUUUUGGGGCCACUUUCAAAGCCUUCUAUCUGCAGAGUGUGGAAUACACGCAGGAAAGCAUGGACAAUGCAGUGGGGCGCAUCUCCUCCAUCUGCCCUGAUCUGGGGGGCUGUGACCUGUUGGGCCUUCUAAGGUUUAUCUACAGCACUCCUCUCCUUCAUGGGCACGCCCGCCAGCUUUUCAUCUUCAUUCAAAGGAAGAUCUCCAGUGAAGAGGAAGCUGUCAUGGCUGAGGUCUACCGUUACCGGGACCACCACCGGUGUUUCUGUUUUCCUACUAACCGAUGUGACAGCUUCAACCUUUCCCAGGCCAUGGCCCUGGAGACCAAAGGUGAAUGUGUGUGCAUCCACUCUAGGAUGGACAUGACAUCCGAGGCAGUGAAAUGCUUACAGAGGGCAUUGCAGCCUCUGGCAAGUGGGAUCUCACUACACUGGGAACUUCCACCUGGCCUGGAGGUGUCAAUGAUCAGAAAAGCUCCUGACAUGAUCUUCCAGGGACAUAAGAGCUCCAUCUAUGCCCAGAUCCAUGGGCAAACACAGGAUCCAAAAGUGGGUGAGGGAGCUGUGACCCUUCAGUACCACGUGGGCAGCCAGUCCUUUGAUUACACGCUCAGAUUCUCACUGUCCCCAUCAGCAGACAACAGGCUACCUGUGCACCGCAUGGCCAUGAUGCACCUGCUGUGGAAACUGGCCUGGGAAGGGACAAGCAGGACAGAGAAGGAUAUCUGGCACAAUGCAGUUAAGUCCAGCCUCAGCCUGGGGGUCUUGUCCCCCUUCACAUCCAUUGUGGCAGUACGCAUGAAACAGAGGGAUGCCUGGCACCACGAUUCUUUGCCUCCAGACUCCUCAAUGUUUUUCUCUCCCUCUUGCAACCUGGUUCCCUGCCAGCUGCUCUGGUUAAGUAGCUUCAGGCCUGCGUUGUUCAAGUCCACCAAGUUUUGGAUGGUCCAGAAGUGCCAGUUCUUGCUUGACAUACUUGAUCGCAAAACCCCGGACACUGAGGCACUCACUCAGCUUUCAGCAACCUGUAAAGACCAGAAGCCUCCUCCUGAAGAGCAGCCAAUGGAAGAACCAACAGCAUUUAAAAUGAGUUGGGACUGGACAAUCUCACCACUGUCAACAAGACUGUGCGACUUCUCUAGGCUUAGGGUAGUGGUGGCACUCCAGAAAGCAAAUGGCUCCUGGGCCCUCACCACAGCUCUGGCCUCUGCCCUGGGACUCAGCAAGGCUGAUGUUGAGCUACAAAGGCCCAGUGCGGAUGUGCAGCCAACUGUCUGGGCAACAGUUUUGGCUUUAGUCUGGUUGCAUCAGUAUAAAUGGAAAGUGUCUUGGUCAGAGAUUCUGGAGACCAAAGCGCGUAGCUGGCUGCGGGACCAAGCUGAGGUUCAGCUGGAUGCAUGUCUGGAGGCAGCAAAUUCCCUGCUAGGCUGCUUUGUGGAGCCCACCAUCUUCAGGAUUCGAACUUACCCUGUUACUGCGGGCGGGCAACAAGCUGUGUAGGAACACAGCCAGAACAGCUGACCCAAACUAGCCCAAGGCAUAUUCUGUAGCAUUAACAUCAUGCCCUUGCGGGAGUGACUGAGUGAAUGGCUGCGUGGGUGCUCAGAUGCUGCAUGGGGCCAACCCACUGCAGCUGACUUGUUCACACAUAUGCUCUCCACCAUAAUAUGCGAGUUUCCACUGGGCUCUGAAAAAUAACCCUAAAUACAUACACUAAACUUUGCUUCAUUUUUCCACAUUCUGCUUUUCUCUGAGGUUUACCCACACAGUCAUCUGCUGAAAAUACCAGAUCGCAGGGAGAAAAGUUGUGCUCAGAUACAACAGAAAAACACCUUCUACAUGAAUCAAGCUAUCUAUCUAUCUGUCUAUGUAUGUACUUUUUUUCUGCCUUUUAUAGAAAUGUAAGAUCAAUAUUAUUUGGUUUUGCAUAUUCACUCAUCCCCACAAGCUAGAGGAUUUUUUUUUGUUUUGUUUUGUUUAUUUUUAAAGGGGUCAAAUAUAGGGGUGGAUUUCACCGUAUCACUGUAGGGCCUACCGUAGUUGCCCAGCGCCAUUUCUGCUGUUCUGAGGUAUCUGAAACACCUGCCAGAUAGGAGCCAGGAUAUAAAGGACUGAUUUUCUGAGGUGGCAGGUGGAGAGUGAAUGGAAUACCAUGUGUCAUGGGAUUCAGUUGCCUAUAUAUGGUUGUUCUAGGAUUUUCAAGUGUAUUUGGUUUACAUGGCAAGGUUUCAGUAGCAGUGGGUUUGCAGGGGUGACCUCUGUGGUAAAAGGCUGCCCCAUGCCAGUCACAGAGCAUUCCAAAACAGACCCACUGCUGGCCAAAGAUGAGCCAAUCAGCAAAGCUGGUGGCGUCCCUAUAAAAGCAUAUUUAAAAAAAGAUAAAAAAUGCCACACAGCCAGAGAAGGAGGGGGGGAAAAAAAAUGAGAAAAGCAGUGCAAACACCAAGAUAAGAGGGGAAGGAGGAGGCAUUUCCCUAAAGUCCAUGGUAGAGCAGAUAUUCAUGCUGCAGCCCAUGGAGGGCCCCAUGCAGAUGGAUGUUUACUAAAGGACUUGCAGACCAUGGAGAGGACCCAUGCUGGAGCAGAAGAAAUGUGUAAGGAGGAAAGCGCAUCAAAGAGAAAAUGCUAUGUGUUGAUCACAGCUCCCUGUGUUCCAUCCCCCCUGUACAGAUGGCAGGGGCAUGGGGUAGAGGAGAAGGCAGGAGCUAAGGAGUGAAACUGAACCUGGGAAUAUGGGGACAGGGGGGAAGAGUGGUUAUGUUUUUGGUUUUGUUUCUCAGCAUCCUAUUCUAUUUUUAAUUGUCAAUAAAUUAUAUUAAUCUUGCCCAAGA